Messenger RNA from Gorilla gorilla gorilla (western lowland gorilla), 1058 nucleotides. Its product is annotated as calponin-2-like. The transcript has a single exon. NCBI's taxonomy places the organism in Eukaryota, Metazoa, Chordata, Mammalia, Primates, Hominidae. Gene Ontology annotation, molecular function: actin filament binding. Gene Ontology annotation, biological process: actomyosin structure organization; actin filament organization. Gene Ontology annotation, cellular component: actin cytoskeleton; focal adhesion. Bases 48 to 977 code for a protein of 309 amino acids. The record is from RefSeq and is a predicted model, not a curated record.
UCCCGUCCCGUCCCGUCCGGCGCCGUCCCGCCGCCCGCCCGCCAGCCAUGAGCUCCACGCAGUUCAACAAGGGCCCCUCGUACGGGCUGUCGGCCGAGGUCAAGAACCGGCUCCUGUCCAAAUAUGACCCCCAGAAGGAGGCAGAGCUCCGCACCUGGAUCGAGGGACUCACCGGCCUCUCCAUCGGCCCCGACUUCCAGAAGGGCCUGAAGGAUGGAACUAUCUUAUGCACACUCAUGAACAAGCUACAGCCAGGCUCCGUCCCCAAGAUCAACCGCUCCAUGCAGAACUGGCACCAGCUAGAAAACCUGUCCAACUUCAUCAAGGCCAUGGUCAGCUACGGCAUGAACCCUGUGGACCUGUUCGAGGCCAACGACCUAUUUGAGAGUGGGAACAUGACGCAGGUGCAGGUGUCUCUUCUUGCCCUGGCGGGGAAGGCCAAGACUAAGGGGCUGCAGAGCGGGGUGGACAUUGGCGUCAAGUACUCGGAGAAGCAGGAGCGGAAUUUCGACGACGCCACCAUGAAGGCUGGCCAGUGCGUCAUCGGGCUGCAGAUGGGCACCAACAAAUGCGCCAGCCAGUCGGGCAUGACCGCGUACGGCACGAGGAGGCAUCUCUAUGACCCCAAGAACCAUAUCCUGCCCCCUAUGGACCACUCGACCAUCAGCCUCCAGAUGGGCACGAACAAGUGCGCCAGCCAGGUGGGCAUGACGGCUCCCGGGACCCGGCGGCACAUCUAUGAUACCAAGCUGGGAACCGACAAGUGUGACAACUCCUCCAUGUCCCUGCAGAUGGGCUACACGCAGGGCGCCAACCAGAGCGGCCAGGUCUUCGGCCUGGGCCGGCAGAUAUAUGACCCCAAGUACUGCCCGCAAGGCACAGUGGCCGAUGGGGCUCCCUCGGGCACCGGCGACUGCCCGGACCUGGGGGAGGUCCCUGAAUAUCCCCCUUACUACCAGGAGGAGGCCGGCUACUGAGGCUCCCAGCACGCUCUCUCCCCACAUCGUCUCCCCAUCUGGGUUUUUGGGUUUUUCUGUGUUUUCAUCUUUUUUUUUUUU